GUGGUUACAGCGUUCAAAAGCAGUUAGCUUCAUAACAGAUACGUUUUAGUGCGAUAAACUCGGUGUUAGAAGUAAACAGGGUGGUGUGGAAAUGGCCUCCUGCCUGGUUCCCGAGUUUCCCGCCGUCCUAGUGGCUCUGGAGCAUCUGAAGGAGCUGGACCGGCAGCUUAGAGAGGAUGGAGUCCCGUUCUCAGCGGAAGGCAGCGUCCAUCUGACGGCCAUGGCAGCUGCUAUAUCCGAGUUAGAGGCCACAAGGCGAGUCACCCGUGAGCAUCUGGAGGUGGAAACCAUAGAAAACAGCAGGCUUAGGCACCAGAUUAACACCAUGUCUGAUCGUAUGACUGAGGACAUCCUGGCAGACGGAGCGGCAGCCCGGGCUUCCAACGCAGAGGAGAUAGAGCAGCUCCGCAGAGACCUCACUUUAUCCUCUCAGAUCCAAGAGGAGUCUAAGGAGAAGCUGCAUGAGCUAUUAAGUCAAAACAAAGUGCUUCAGGCAGAGAGAGAACAGGUGAGGGGUGUGCAUGAGGUGGUCAUCGCUUCUCUGAAUGAUCAGAUCAGCCUGAGAUACAGCAGGGAGCUGCAGCUGGACCAGAAGCUGGAGCAGAUAGAGGAGAUUAGGUCGUCCAUCGCUGCUGCUGAGCAUGAGAAAGCGUCACUCCUGCAAAGCAUGGCUCUGACAAGGAAGUCCUUCUCUGAGGAAGAGGAGAACCUGAACGGAAAGGUGGGCGAGGCCGUAGGAAAGAUGAAGCAACAGGAGAACGGGAUUAAAAAAAGCAGACAAGAGUUAGAGAAGGUUAACAGGAAGAAAAAUGAAACAGACAGCCGUCUUAGUGAGCUCAACAUUCAGAUGGCUCAACUGGAGAGCAGCCUGCAAAGAUCGAAGGCAUCCCGCUGCUACUGUGAGCAGAAAUUACAGGAAGAAGUUGAACAGUCUCAAGAACUGAACCGACAGAUAGAGACGCUGAAGAAGGAGCAUCAGGAACAAGAGGAGGCCUUUAGCCUCGCAGUCCGCAAUCUCCAAGAGGAAAUCAGGACAGUGGGAGUUAAACUACACGAGCAUCAAUCUUCUGGACUGCUUCUCAAAGACAGCCUGGCCCACAUCUGUAAAGUAUUCAGGCAUCGCCAUGAAGAGGAAAAGGAGGUCAAGGCCGAUCAUCUGCGGGUCUCCUUGCAGCUGGAACGCUCUACGCUGCAGCUGGAGGAGCGUAUUGCAUGUAUUGUCAAACACAGCAAGGAGAUCAGAGAGAUGGAGAGGCAGAUCCAAGAGCUCCAGGAAGAGAAGGAGACCAACAGCCGGGUUUUCAAGUCCAAAAUAGAAGAGAUCUGCAGUGAUCUGGAUGCAGUGAAGUCCAACAUUGCCCAGUUUAAAGAGAAGAUUAAGGACCUCAAUGUGAUCUUGGAGGAAGAGAAAAUCAGGCAGGAAGAGUACAAGGUGAAAAUGAUGUCUGAUAUCUGCAGCACCAGGAGAAGGUAUGAGAAGCUGCUGCAGGAGGAAUCUGCACUUCUUCAGCUGCAACCUGAAAGUGCAGAUACGGACUUUCUGAUGAAACGAAUAGCUCAAACAGAGAAGGAGCAGAGACAGAUACAGAACAUCCGCCAGCAGGAGCUGCUGCAGAUCACCAUAGAGACUGAGAAGAUCUGUAGGAGCAAUGAGGAGAAGCAGAGGAAGCUGGAGGAGCAAGAAACGAUGCUGAAACAGGUGGAGGAAAAGUGGAGCAAAGUGAAAAACAGGCAUGAGGAACUGAGUGCACUUCACAGUGAACUGAAUCAGAGGAGGUCCGAACUAGAGCUGUCCAUCCAGGACACAGAGGAGCAAACAAGAGUGCUUCUGCAGCCCAGAGAUGAUAUGAAGACUGAACUGAGGAAGCUCCAGGAGUCCUACACCGACAUGCUGAACAAACAGAACGCAGAGCUGAGAGCUGUGGAGGUUAGCAUUUAUAAACACAGCGUAAUGCUGGAGCAGGUCAGUGCAGAGAACUGCAGAAUACAUCUCUGUACCAGACAGAUGAUGGAAGAUAUUGGGACCAGCAGGCAGGAGACCGAGAGGUACCAGCAGGAGGUCCGGGAGUUCAACCGCAAGGCAAAGGACUUACUCAAGGAUUUACAGGAAGCAUGGAAAGGAGAUGUCUCUGUAAUUGAAGAUGGUGAGAGAAGUGAUAAUGUCCUGUUGGUGUCAAUAAAUUCAGUGUCGAACCAGCUGAAGACCAGGAACCAGCAGCUGAUGAGUAUCUGCAAACUGCUUCACCAGAACAUGCUAGAGUUUAGCAAACGACUGGGAGAUAAAGCAACAGAGAGACAGCAUAACUAACAGUGUAUACGAUAUACAACUUCAUGCAUCAGAACACAAACCUGCCUUUACUUGCAGUGUUAGAGUUGGUCAUUAACUGAGGAUAAAAAAAAAUCCAGAUGUGUUUGUCUAGUUGUUCAAGAGUAUUAGUAAAGUUUGAAGAAAAUCUAAA
Molecule: messenger RNA, 2459 nt
Organism: Girardinichthys multiradiatus
Lineage: Eukaryota; Metazoa; Chordata; Actinopteri; Cyprinodontiformes; Goodeidae
Product: trichohyalin-like
Exons: 1
Coding region: 92-2308 (738 amino acids)
Source: RefSeq, a predicted model, not a curated record